GUAUCUGGAUUCCUGCAAGAGGCAUCAGGCGCUACCAAAUACUGCAGUCGUGUCAUGGCUUCAUAAGCUCUGGAUGACGUUUGGUUGUAUAUAUGUGGGUGAAUUAAUUGGUGGCAAGCUCUCUUUGUUUCAUGAAUGUGUUUAUUGCUCCGUGCUUUGUAACUACACCACAACUCUUGUGGAUAACUACAGUCCUCAAUUAUUUCCUUCCAAGGGGUUAUGAUCCAUCGUAUGGUGAAGUAUUUCUCUUCUUGUAAGUAGAUUUCAAAUGUUUAUCUUAUUUCAUUCUGAUAAGAAGCUUCAAACUUCUGUGCCACUAUGAGGUAUAUCCCUUGAUUUACAUAGCUACAGUGCUGAAUUUUGUGGAUAUAGCAUCCUUGUACACUUCCUAACUCUUGGACUUUACCCUGAUGACUUUUUUUUUUUUUUUUCAGGCUGUUAUACAGAGAAUCAACCACCAGAAAUGCACUAUAGAAGUAUUCUUAGACCAACUUGAGGAUUGUGAUUUAUCUCCAGUUACAGAUGUCUUCCUUGAUGUGCAGUGUGAUGCAGUUGACAUUCUUUGUAGAUCACCCUGUGUCUUAAACCAAGAAUCUAUAUUGUCUCUAAUAAAUGCAGCCAAUUCAAAACUUGAAGUCAUUGAUUUCCAAGAUGCAUCUGUCCGGAAGGAUAUCUUAUGUGAUAUUCUCCAUGGUGGUUUAAAAUGUCAUGUCAUGAAUUUAAGGUUCAAUGAGUUCCAUGCUUUCAACUUCGCUGGAGGCUUUAUGCUAUUACACACCCUUAGUCUUGACUUCUGUUCUUCUCUCUCUACAUUGGAGAAUGAUUGUUUUGUUAACAUGCCAAAUCUGAUGCGGAUAUCUCUAUGUGGAACAAGAGUUGCAAAUCUGUGGACAACUAGUGCUGCCUUGUCCAGAUUAAAUUCCUUGGUUGAAAUCCGGUUUCAAAACUGUGCGUGCUGCAAAAACACUGGAUCAUGUCCUACUUUGUCCAGAGAGAGAAGAGAUCUUGCUUGUGACAGAAAUGUGGCAGAGCACACGAGUGAGCAUUCAAAGUGUCAACAAACAACUAUUUCUGUUGGGAAUGUUGAAUCUUCUAUUCAAGAUGAAUCGCCCAAAUUUGUCUCUGUUGGAGAUUCAUUAGUAAAUAUUCAUACUCACAGCAUAUCUCACAACUCAAUAGAUGAUAGAUUAAUAGGUAAGAUGUCAUAUAAUCUUCAUGGAAUUAGCUCAUCUGGUCGGUCUUCCAAUGCUCAUCCUGUAUCAGUUGGCUUGAGCAUGCUGCAGAUUGAGGUUUCUCAUGCAAAAUUGGAGACUGAAGAGGAUGGUGAGUCCCCUACAAGUGUGCUUGACUUGGAUGUGAAAGAUUCCUCAAUUGCCUCUAAAAUGAAAGUUCUAGAAAAUCCUUCUCCAAUCUGCUUUGAGAACCACUACAGGGAGUACAUGAUUGCAUCACUACCCCAUUUACAGGUUCUAGAUAACAUCCCAGUAAGACUUGUGGACAGGGACAUGGCCAAAAUGGUCUUCUCAAAAUAUUUUGAGUACUUGCCAUAUAAACGACAGCAUGGGGAGAGUGUUAGCAACAUUUUGUAUAUGCGUGAGACAGGAACAAGUUGUGGAUACCAUGAAAGGUCUACCAUAAAGAAGCAGUCAUCUUGCCAAAAGAGUAAAUUUUUCUAUACCAGGUCCAUUUGUGCGGCAAAAUUUGGCUCUUCAGUGUGGCCCGUCCACCUUCCUAUGUCUCAGAUCUGCAGUACUUUGGGAGAAGGUAGCAGAAGCCUCCGGCCUAGGCAGUUUGAGUAUCACCCAUCUGAUGCUUCUCUAAUGGGUUUUGGAACACUGGAUGGGGAAGUGGUUGUCAUCAAUCAUGAUAAAGGAAGCCUCUUCAAGUAUAUUCCAGCCUUGGAAACUUCUAACAGUGCAAUGGCACUAUGUUGGCUUAAUCAGCAUCCAGCAAAGCUUCUUGCUGGUUUUGAGAAAGGUUCCUUGAGAUUAUAUGACAUCAAUCAAGUGACAACAAAAGUUGAGGAUAGCCGUUGGACUUCCAGCACUAAAUUCUAUGAUGACUUUGAUCAGCUGACUUCAAUUCAUGUUAAUUCAAGUGAUGAUAAGUUCUUGGCUAGUGGUUAUUCGAGAAAACUUGCAGUAUACGAUCUCUGCACUGGCAGACGCUUGCAGUUGUUGACAGAUAUACAUCGAGAAACAAUUAAUGUUGCUAAAUUUGCCAAUUGCUCUCCACACCUUCUUGUUACUUCAUCAUAUGACUGUGAUGUCAAGAUGUGGGAUUUAAGACAAAAACCAACACUACCUUGCUAUACUUCUUCAAGCUCAAGAGGAAAUGUAAUGGUCUGCUUUUCACCUGAUGACCUUUAUCUGCUUGUAUCAGCCGUGGACAAUGAGGUGAGACAACUUUUGGCCGUUGAUGGGAGGCUUCACACAAGAUUUGAAAUAUCUUCAACAGGAAGUUCUCAUAAUUUCACUAGAUCAUAUUACAUGAACGGUAGAGACUAUAUCAUCAGUGGAAGUUCUGAUGAAUCCAUUCUAAGAAUUUGCUGUGCCCAAACGGGAAGGCGGUUAAGGGAUGUCCAUCUGCAGGAUAGGACUCUGGGGAGCUCAAUGUAUGUGCAGUCUUUGAGAAGUGAUCCAUUUCGUCACUUUCAUAUGGCUGUUUUAGCUGCCUAUGUUCGUCCAAGCUCACGAUGGGGGAUUGUUAAGGUCAAUUUGCUGGCUUCAAGUCAUCAUGCUAAACAAGAUUCUGAAUCCCAAGAUUUCUACCCUCGCUUUGGAUGGGGAGGUUGAUUAUACUUUUAGAACUCACAAGUCCUAUUACCAGGACCUCCUUCAAAGUCCAAUCUUGGCUUUGUUCAGUGAUAUGUUUAAAAUGGAGGUAUCAAAAUCCAUUGGGUUAUGAAGAGUAUUUUUGGAGGGGAAAUGUUUUUUUGCCCUCCCCCACCCCACACAAACACCCAAGAAAAAGAUCCUUGAAAGGUAACAUGCAUUGGGAGGUACCAGGUUUGGCACCUAAAGUGCGGCCAAACUUCUUACAAUGAUAAUGUAGACAUCCUGUGCGGUUUCCCUAGGCAAUGGCAAGUUGUAGACGGUAGUUAGGAGAAUGCAGAGAGCUUUACGCCUUCGGAAAAUGUAUGUAAGAUGUUUGACGGACAAGCUGUGUGGAACCUUCUUUGCACGAAGAGCUUUGUUAAUUAGGACUGUCUCCUCGAGUGUCAGCAAGCCCACUAGGUCACGCCAUGUCGAAAGCAUCUAAUUAUUUGCCCGGCUUCUUUGAGGCACUUUUCUCUUUUGAAUACUGCUUACCUGUGUCCCAUUCUGUCUCUCCCAUCCCAUCCCCGGAAACCCUUUACACUGAUUCAUGUCGUUUCCUAAUGCAACAAACCUCCUGUAAGUACUUAGACUGCAGCGCCAGGACUCGUAAUGUGACUGCUUAACGGCAGGUUUAGAGUUGAUAACUUCAAACUAAUGAACUGAAGGGUUGCUUGCCGUCUCUUAGAUCGUGUUUCUGCGGCUCAAAAGUGUGCUGAUAGAUGUGGGAAGGCAGGAGUGAACCUUAUUGCCAGAGAUGCAAUUGCGUUCCCUCAGGGACCUAUGGAAACAAGUCACGAGUGCCCUUGUUACAGAGACAUGCUCAAUUCUAAAGAAAUUCCCAAGUGCCCUUGAUUCAUCCAUCGGCAUUUGAUUUGAAGCUCACCAUGCCAAUGGCCUUAGAAAUCAUCUAAUUUAUGAUAAAGAAAACCUUUAACAGAUUUUCAACAUAUGUAAUCUCCAGAGGGUCAUUCUAGAUUUUCAAGAUUUGUUACCUCCAACUCCAAGCGGCCACAUGAAAAUUAAUGCAUUUGCUGUAUCUUUCGUUC
This is a messenger RNA of Coffea arabica (coffee), 3865 nucleotides long. The record is from RefSeq and is a predicted model, not a curated record. Lineage: Eukaryota; Viridiplantae; Streptophyta; Magnoliopsida; Gentianales; Rubiaceae.